Messenger RNA from Elgaria multicarinata webbii, 3355 nucleotides. RefSeq names its product RB binding protein 8, endonuclease (gene RBBP8). Bases 235 to 2895 code for a protein of 886 amino acids. Gene Ontology annotation, molecular function: damaged DNA binding. The transcript is spliced from 19 exons. The record is from RefSeq and is a predicted model, not a curated record. Lineage: Eukaryota; Metazoa; Chordata; Lepidosauria; Squamata; Anguidae. Gene Ontology annotation, biological process: DNA double-strand break processing involved in repair via single-strand annealing; DNA repair.
ACGGAAGAAUUUCUUUGAAGAAUUUCUCAUCUCAAUGUAGGAAACGGCUUCUGUCGCAAAAUAUGCUGAACCAAAGAGGAGUCUUGUGGCGCCAUGAAACUUGAAUAGACUAAGGCUGCGAUCCUUAUACAGGCUUACCUGAAAAAAUCCAGUUGUCUGUAAUGUAAACCUAAAAGAGUGUCAAAACAGCAAGACUUCAGAAAACAACUGAAAAACUGGACACAAGAAGAUAAAAUGAGUGCUUCUGGAGGAAGCUGUGGAAGUCCCAACUCUGCAGAACCUACUGCUGACUACUUCAAGGAUCUCUGGUCCAAACUGAAGGAAUGUCAUGAUAAAGAAGUAAAAGGAUUAUUGUCAAAGAUCUCCAAACUGAAAGCAGAACGGUGUUUGGAUGCAGCGAGGCUUGAAGAGUUUUACACCAAAAAUCAGCAGCUCAGAGAGCAACAGAAAUCAUUGCAUGACACUAUUACAGUUUUAGAAGAUCGGUUAAGAGCAGGAUUAUGUGAUCGUUGUGCAGUAACUGAAGAGCAUAUGAAAAAGAAGCAGCAGGAAUUUGAAAAUAUCCGACAACAAAACCUUAAGCUAAUCACUGAACUUAUGAAUGAAAGAAACAACUUACAGGAUGAAAAUAAAAAGGUUUCUGAACAGCUUCAGAAGAUGCAGCAGAAGAUAGAGGAGCAGGAGCAAUAUAUGGAAGGAGUUAUUCCAGAUUCACCAGUUCAGUCACUUUCACUUUCUAUGGUUAAUCGAAUGCGCCGAAAACGAGAUAAUAGGCAUGUCCGGUACACAGAACAAAAGUACACAGAUUUGGAACAGACGGGAAGAAAUCAUGAGCUUGGGAAGAUCCCAUUAUCAUCCACUCAAAGGCAUGUCCAUUCUGGAGAAGAAAUAUUGGUGGCAGAGACCUGUGAUCCCCAGUUGUCCCCUGUGUCACAGUUUCCCCCAGUAUCAAAUAAAUAUAAUGAAAAAGUGACAGGAGAGUGUCCUGACACAGUAUCACCUUUUAACUUGGCUACAGUUGUUGCAGAAACCCUUGGGCUUGAUGAGGCUGUGCCUCAGAAAAAAACAGAGGGAGUUUCCAGAAAACAGCUGAUUCCUGGGUGUCCUAAAAGUAAUGGUGACAACAUGGGAUUUUCAGAUCCAUCUGAGGACACUUCUCCACUUGUAGAUUGGGAUCCUAAGGUAUCUUCCCCUGUUUUUGGAGCAUCUGCCAAUGUGAAGAACAGCUUGGGCCUGAGUACGAGUCUUUCCCCUUCCGUGUUAGCAACGGGACAGAAGUCAAAUCUAAAAAUCAACAUCACAAGCAAUUCUUCCCUUUCUAGAUCUGAGAAAGUGAAAUCAAAAUCUGUAGAUGUUUCUUUCAUUGCACCAUGUAACCUCGAGUCUGAAAUAACCUCAGUUAUCAGUCAGGCUCCAACUGGUAGGCAAGCGGUUCUGAAACAGAAUUCAGAUGAGCCCAUAACAUGUGUGACAAACACACAUUUAGAUAAAGAUGAGACAGUCAAAAGUGGCUCCUUUCUUGCAUCGCAGAAGCUAUUAGGAAGCAGGUGUCAUAAAAGGAAGAAAUCUGAUGAGAGGAGCGGGCAUGUUAUUAGCUGUGAAAAAGAAAAUGCCUUCCCAUCCCAUGAUAAUAUAACCGAUAAGCCUUUAGAUCUGUCUGAUCGUUUUUCGGGUUUUCACUGUCAAGAAAAAAGCCACAUAAUUGCUGAGAGCUCCAAAACCAGGAUGAGGCAGCCAACUCUCCUUGAUGUUUUUCAACCACUAGUGAAAGGUUCUUCAUCUAAAAUCAUCAAUGGUAAUUACUUAACAAGCAAAGAUUCUCAAGAAGAUCCCAGUGUACAGGAAGCAAUCCUGAAAUCUCUCAGCAAAGCAUCUCCAGAGAGAGACCCUGAAGUACAAAUAAAACAAGAAAUUACUGCCUUGUGUAAUCCACCUUUGCCAAAUGAUGCCCUAGAAUCCAACCUCUCUGAAGAUAUGAAGGUUGCUGCUGACCUUGAACCAACAAGUAAAAGAAUAAGGUCAGGACACGUAGUUGGUGAGCCAGCAUCUGUGCUUCAGCCAAAUCCUUGCAGAAUGACAAAAGCCACACAGCUCUACAAUGAGCAAGAUAAAACAUCACUGGAAAGCGUGCAGUGGAGUAUAGAUCCAGGAGCUGACCUUUCCCAAUACAAAAUGGAUGUUACUCUGAUAGACACAAAAGAAGGUACCCAAACAAGAAUUGGAGCAGAAACCAUGGACAUGGACUAUACAUAUGUCAGUGAUAGUAUUUUAUUAAGAAUGAAAAAGCAAGAAGACAAAAAAGCAAGCAGUCCAAAAGGAGAGAAAAGAGAGAGUGACACCAUAGGAGAAAUAUUUGAUCGGACAUCAUAUGAAGAAUAUGAAUCCUACUUAGAAGACGAUAAUAUUCCAGAAUGUAACAAUAAUGAGUCUUCUCAAGAAGAAGAAGAAGAAAAUAAGGAGGUGUUAACAGUAAAGAAACACCUGCAGGGGCACAGAGGCAAACAAGAUAAAACCAAACAGAAGGCUUUUGUGGAAACACAUUUUAAAAGCGAUGAGAGAAGGAAAACUGUUUUAGAUUAUCCUCAUAUUGAGGUUGUGCGGAAAAAAGAAGAAAGAAGGAAAUUACCUGGCCACACUUGUAAGGAAUGUGAAAUAUAUUAUGCAGAUUUUCCAGAAGGGGAGAGAGAGAGAAAGGUAGCUACCUGUUCAAGACAUCGAUCUCGCUAUGCUCCUCCUGACACCCCAGAAAAUUUCUGGGAAGUUGGAUUCCCUUCUACCCAAAUGUGUGUUGAAAGAGGUUAUAUAAAAGAGGACCUCGCUCCCUGCCCACGUCCUAAAAGAAGACAACCUUAUAAUGUGAUGUUUUCUCCAAAAGGCAAAGAACAAAAAACAUAAUUGAGGAAUAAAAUGUUAAAAUAUGAGAGAGAAAUCCUUUGUUUCAGUUCAUAUUUAUAAUCAGUGAAAAGAUAAAGGAUACGGGGAAAAUUGAGACUUCACUUUCCUCUUAUCAUUUAAAAAUAUGUCCCUCAAAUGCAACUAUUUAAUGUAUAUAUACAGUAAAUAUGUUAUUUUUGUAUAUAUGUUUAUGUGACUUGUCCUAAUUUUGCACCUUUUAGUAUGGAGGGCCUGUUUCUGAUCCAUUGGAGUCUGCAGUUCAACUCCCUUCUGGCUGCAUUCAAACUUAGUAUAUGUUGGUGUGAAUUCUUUGCAGCUGCUCACUUCAGGUCUAGAAGAUUCCCAGGAACCUUAGGUUGAACCUUAGAGGGUGCUUCCAUUUUGCACUGGAUAACUUAAAUAAUGUGUAACCAUUUGCUUUUUGUAAUUUUUUUUAAUCGAAUAAAAUGCAUUUUCUUAA